This is a messenger RNA of Pseudopodoces humilis (Tibetan ground-tit), 981 nucleotides long. The record is from RefSeq and is a predicted model, not a curated record. Lineage: Eukaryota; Metazoa; Chordata; Aves; Passeriformes; Paridae.
GACGCCGUCGCCAUCAUGGCGGGCAGGGGGGCCUCACGCGUCCCGGAGCGGUGGACCGACUACAUCCCGCUGGGCUGCAGGAUGCCGGGCACGCGCUUCAUCGCCUUCAAGGUGCCCCUGAAGAAGGGUUUGCGGCUUCCACCUGCCAGCGUCCUGCCCAAACCACCCCAGGAUUCAGUGACCAAACCCUGUUCUGCUUCAGCCGGUUCCUCUUGCCCGAGUCAUCCCCGAUCUCCAGGACGCUCCGGAGCAGCAGCCUCCCCCCACCCAGAUUCAAUAACUGAGCUCUUAAAACAUCACUUCCUGCAGAGUUUUGAGCAGAACCUCCUGCCAGAAGAGAGAUUUUCCCCUCACGACCUCAUCAGGAAGGUCAAGGAGCGGAAGGAGGAGCUGGGGCUGAUCAUCGACCUGACGUACACCACGCGCUACUACGGCCGCGAGGAGCUGCCCCCCACGCUGAGGUACUCGAAGAUCCUGACCAUGGGACGUGAGAUCCCAAACAGAAGAACCAUUUUGAGGUUCAAUUACCUGGUGAAAAAGUUCCUGACAGACAACAAAGACAACGAUAAACUCAUCGGGGUGCACUGCACGCAUGGCUUGAACAGGACUGGCUACUUGGUCUGCAGGUACCUGAUUGAUGUUGAAGGCAUGGAGCCAAAUGCUGCCAUAGAGUUGUUCAACAAGUCUCGAGGGCAUCCCAUGGAGAGACCAAACUACAUCCAGGAUCUGCAGAGGAGAGCCCUGAAAAACUGUGAGCUGAAGAAUUUGGGCUCGGAGCUCUCCAGGAAAAAAGGCAGCGCCCCAGGCAAGCCCCAGAAGCAGCUGGUGAAGCAGCAGCCACCCCUGGCAGUGCCCAGGAGUCCCGGCAGCUCCAAGAAGAAGCAGCAGCCUGGCCCCACGGCUCAGGGACAGCCCCAGGAGCCGGGCCACAGGCACGGGGCCCUGGGGCAGGGACAAUGCUUUUACACGGAAUUUUUUUAA